AUGAUUGACCUGCAGCAGCUCCAGGUAGAGAAAGGCGGCAACCCCGAGGUGGUGCGUGAGUCGCAGCGCAAGCGUGGCGCGAGCGUGGAGCUCGUCGACGAGGUGCUCGGCCUGUACAAGGAGUGGGUGCAGCUCGAGUUCCAGCUGAACAACCUCCAGCAGGAGGUCAACGCGACCCAAAAGGCGAUCACCGCGAAGAAGAAGAACAAGGAGAGCGCCGACGAGGAGCUCGCCCAGAAGAAGGAGAUCGAUGCCAAGAUUGCCGACUUCAAGCCCAAGGUCGCCGAGGCGGAGCGCGUGAUGCGCGCCAAAGCGGGCACGAUCGGCAACAUUGUCGGCGACAACGCCCCGGUGUCCCAGACCGAGGACGACAACGUGACCACCAAGACGUGGCACCCCGACGGGCCCAACGGCGUGUUUGAGAAGAAGGACAAUAUCCUGUCGCACCACGAGGUCAUGUACCGCCUCGAGACCUUUGACACGGAGCGCGGCGCAAAGAUCGCCGGCCACCGCGGUUUCUACCUGACCGGCGACGGUGUCGACCUGAACCAGGCGCUGAUCAACUACGGUCUCGACUUCCUGCGCAAGAAGGGCUUCAAGAAGAUCAUGACGCCGUUCAUGAUGCGCAAGGAGCACAUGGCCAAGACGGCGCAGCUCGAGGACUUUGACGAGGAGCUCUACAAGGUCACCGGCGACGAGGACGACAAGUACCUCAUUGCCACGUCCGAGCAGCCCAUCUCGGCGUUCCACUCGAACGAGUGGUUCGAGAAGCCUGCCGAGCAGCUCCCGAUCAAGUACGCGGGCUACUCGACGUGCUUCCGCAAGGAAGCCGGCUCCCACGGCAAGGACACUUGGGGCAUCUUCCGCGUGCACCAGUUCGAGAAGAUCGAGCAGUUCUGCAUCACGGACCCUGCCAGCUCGUGGGCGAUGCUCGACGAGAUGCUGCAGAACUCGGAGGAGUUUUACCAGAGCCUCCAGAUCCCCUACCGCGUCGUGGGCAUCGUGUCGGGCGCGCUGAACAACGCGGCGGCGCAAAAGUACGACCUCGAGGCCUGGUUCCCCUUCCAGGGUGAGCACAAGGAGCUCGUCUCCUGCUCGAACUGCACCGACUACCAGAGCCGGCGGCUCGAGGUGCGCUGCGGCAUCAAGAAGCAGGGCGACUCCAAGAAGCAGUACUGCCACAUGCUCAACGGCACGCUCUGCGCUACGGAGCGCGCGCUGUGCUGCAUCGUCGAGAACUGGCAGACGGAGGAGGGCCUGCGCAUUCCCCCGGUGCUCCAACCCUAUAUGCAGGGCCGCGACUUUAUUCCGUUCACGCGUGCACUGCCCAAGGGCACCACGAGCCAGAAGCGCAAGUAG
Messenger RNA from Malassezia japonica, 1359 nucleotides. RefSeq names its product serine--tRNA ligase (gene SES1). The transcript has a single exon. The record is from RefSeq and is a predicted model, not a curated record. Gene Ontology annotation, molecular function: tRNA binding; ATP binding; serine-tRNA ligase activity. Gene Ontology annotation, biological process: seryl-tRNA aminoacylation. Bases 1 to 1359 code for a protein of 452 amino acids. Gene Ontology annotation, cellular component: cytosol. NCBI's taxonomy places the organism in Eukaryota, Fungi, Basidiomycota, Malasseziomycetes, Malasseziales, Malasseziaceae.